CCCAUCCCGGCCGCCUUAGGAGGAGCUCCCGGCCCGGCCGUCUCCGAGGCUGCUCGGCCUCCGGAGGGGGGCUGGGAAAUCAGCGGAGCGGCGGCUUUCCCGAGGCCAGGCGCAUCGCCAGGGCAACCAUUUGCCCCCCUCCCCGCCAGGGACCAUGUUCACCAGCACGGGCUCCAGCGGGCUGUAUAAAGCACCUCUCUCAAAGGGUCUAUUAAUAAUACCAAGCAUCUUCUCGCUACUGCUGGCUCUACUCUUUCAGCAUUAUCAAAAGUUCUUUACCUACAAUCUGCAAGCAGUAAAAGAGGAAUUUCAGAUUUGGAGGCUGCUGUGUGGACGAACAGUGUGCCUUGAUCUUAAAGACACUUUCUGCAGUAGUUUACUUAUCUACAACUUCAGAAUAUUUGAAAGGCGGUAUGGCAGUAGAAAAUUUUCAUCAUUUUUACUGGGCUCCUGGAUGCUAUCAGUGAUGUUUGAUUUUGUCCUGGUAGAAGCUAUUGAAUAUUCUUUUGACCUCAACAUCAGCAGCUUGCCUUCAGGAUUCUUGGGGCCUGUAUUUGCUCUUUUUGUUCCAUUUUAUACCUCCAUUCCAAGAGUGCAAGUGACACAAAUUCUGGGACAAUUUUCCAUCACAAACAAGACAUUGGUUUAUAUAUUGGGUUUGCAGCUUUUAACCUCUGGGUCUUACAUCUGGAUCGUAGCCUUAAGUGGGCUGAUUUCUGGAAUGUGCUACAGUAGUAGUCUUUUAAAAGUGUACCGCAUACUUUGUGUGCCCUCUGGCAUAGCAAAGAUCUUUGCUCGGACUCUUGAACCAAUUUUCACAUCAGCGGAGCCCUCUAAUGAAUUUGGAGUUGGAAUGGGAGCCACUAUUGAUAUACAGAGGCAACAGCGGAUGGAGCUACUUGAUCGACAGAUACUGAUCUCUCAGGUUGCUCAGAUGAGGCGACAAAGACAAGGUGGAAUAGUUAAUUGGAAUCGUUUCUUUCCUCCUUUACGUCACCGACCUAAUGCAAAUUAUUUGGAUAAUCACCCAACUGUGCAGGAAGCACGGCCUCCAGCUGAAGUUUCUGAAGAACAGGUAACAUCUGCUUUUUAUGAGAAGAAAACCACAGUAUUCCAGACUCAUGAUUCUGCUAAGCUUAAGCACAUUUAACUGUUUUCCAUGCUU
Molecule: messenger RNA, 1165 nt
Organism: Notechis scutatus (mainland tiger snake)
Lineage: Eukaryota; Metazoa; Chordata; Lepidosauria; Squamata; Elapidae
Source: RefSeq, a predicted model, not a curated record